Haemonchus placei is the source of this 672-nucleotide messenger RNA. The record is from the annotation of a GenBank genome assembly. Lineage: Eukaryota; Metazoa; Nematoda; Chromadorea; Rhabditida; Trichostrongylidae.
AUGACUGUUCAAACAGCAGAACAGCCACGUAUUUUUCGCCGGAACGACCCAGGCACGAAGAGAGAGUGGGACUUUGGGGUGAGUAGGCCAACAUUCUUUCAGGACUGGUGCAGAUGGCCACCUUUAGCAUUUGAUGACAUGGACUCAACAUUAAACGUCCAACAAUACAUUCAACAGACGAUCCAACAAAAUCCUGCUGAUAUAGAUUUGAUUCUUACACCUCCUCCUGAUCUUGAUGACGGCGUGUGGAAAUAUGAACAUCUUCGUCAGUUCUGCUUGCAACUUAAUGGGCUCGCCUUUAUGCUUCAGGAGGAAUGCAAUCCCGAAACGUGCAUUCAAAUGACUGCGACUGAGCAGUGGAUUUUCCUGUGCGCUGCCCAUAAGAAUCCAAAGGAGUGUUCGGCUAUUGACUACACGAGACAUACCCUCGAUGGUGCAGCCUCACUUCUUAACAGCAACAAGUAUUUUCCGAGUAGAAUAAAUAUCAAGGAAUCGUCGUUAUCAAAAUUAGGAUCCGUAUGCCGGCGGGUAUACAGGAUAUUCUCACAUGCUUAUUUCCAUCAUAGACAAUUAUUCGAUGAAUUCGAGACCAGUACUCAUCUUUGCAAGCGGUCAGUUGAAUUUGUUUCAAUGAUGAUAACUUUGCUUUACAGUGUUUGUUUAGUAUUCUAA